AUGUCGAAAUCAAACCAUCCCCGAGGCUCAUCCAGUGUGGACGACUGGCUAGACGGCCAGUACGAAUACAUGGUACCCGAUAAGGAUUUGAACAACCCCUACGUCCCGCGGGACGCUGCCCGAGACAUCACUCCGGAGCACUCAGACACAAGUCCGCCACAGUCCAAGGAUUCUCGGUCGUCCAAGAAGCACAGAAGUUCCAAGGAUCGUUACCGGCCAGCGACGCCGCCUGAAGAGGACGACCUCGACAAGGAACGUGACCGACACCGCCACAAGGGCAGAUCGACCCGUUACCAUGACGGUGACCGGGAUUCUCGGCGGUCGCAUCAUGAGAGGGACACGAAAUAUCCCCCUAAAUCGGACCGUGGUCGUCCACGUCGCCCGCCCAUGGGCAACCGAGCCACAUCACAUUACGUACCCCGCAAGGAAGAAAGUCCUGAGCGGCGUCCACAUAGACGAUACUCACUGUCAUCAUCACCACCAAGACACCGGGGUGACAAGUCAUCACGGCACUACCGUCGCCACGAGGACCGCUCACCAUCACCCCCGCCACGGUCCACGCGAAAGAAGGACGAUCGAGACAGAGAAAGCCGAGGUCACCACCACGGAAGCAGUGGGUCCACCAAGGGCUCCAAGUCUCGCCGGCCGUCGCUGUCCCACAGCCAAACUUCGAAGGACCCGAAGAAGCCCUCCAUCAGCGCCCGGUCAUUCAGCUUCUGGGAUGACCCACGAUUCAAGACUGCUGCACAGGCAGCAAUGACAGCCGGUGCAUCAGCAGCUGUCGGUCUUGCCGGUGAGAAGGGCGGAUGGGGCGGCGACAAGGGUGCCAAGGUGCUCCGGGCAGGGCUAGGAGCUGCUGCGCUCAGUGCCUUGAAGAGCCCGGCCCCGUCCCCCGAUCCUGCGCCCGCACCCGCGCCCGCCGCCCCGGUCGAGCCUAAGUCGUCGGCUGCCGAUGCUGCCGGGAGAUAUGUGGCGGAUCAUUUGCCUGGGCAUCUGCCUGGGAAGAAGAGCAGCACACGACGGAGGCAUCACUAG
Diaporthe citri is the source of this 1035-nucleotide messenger RNA. RefSeq lists its product as uncharacterized. Lineage: Eukaryota; Fungi; Ascomycota; Sordariomycetes; Diaporthales; Diaporthaceae. The record is from RefSeq and is a predicted model, not a curated record. The transcript has a single exon. Bases 1 to 1035 code for a protein of 344 amino acids.